Molecule: messenger RNA, 1689 nt
Organism: Dovyalis caffra
Lineage: Eukaryota; Viridiplantae; Streptophyta; Magnoliopsida; Malpighiales; Salicaceae
Source: the annotation of a GenBank genome assembly
AUGUUGCGUCUUCUGUUUUGGUUAACAUUUGCUUUGGUUCUUCUAGCUUCUUCAGUAGCUUCUGCUGCAAUUGUGGAACACUCAUUCCAUGUGCAAAACCUUACAGUUCGUCGGCUGUGCUCUGAGCAAGUGGUAACAGCAGUGAAUGGAAGCUUGCCUGGCCCAACACUUCGCGUUCGAGAGGGUGACACCCUUAUAGUCCACGUUUUUAACAUGUCACCCUACAACUUGACAAUACACUGGCAUGGAGUGUUUCAGAUACUUAGUGCCUGGGCAGAUGGACCUAAUAUGAUAACUCAAUGUCCAAUACCGCCUGGAGGUAAAUACACCUACAAAUUUAAACUCCUCCAGCAAGAAGGUACUCUAUGGUGGCAUUCUCAUGUCAGUUGGCUCCGAGCAACAGUUUACGGGGCACUCAUUAUCCGUCCAAGAUCCGGCCGUCCUUACCCUUUCCCUAAACCCUACAAAGAAGUUCCUAUUUUAUUAGGAGAGUGGUGGAAUGCUAAUGUUGUUGAUGUCGAAAGCCAGGCUUUUGCUCUUGGUAUACCACCUAACAUUUCGGAUGCCUACACAAUAAAUGGACUCCCUGGGGAUCUCUACAAUUGCUCUGAAAAUAAAAUAUUCAAGCUUAAGGUACAAAAAGAAAAGACUUAUCUCCUUCGAAUAAUCAACGCUGCAAUCAAUAAUGAGCUCUUCUUCAAGAUAGCCAAUCAUAAGAUGACAGUUGUUGCUGUUGAUGCCGCAUACACGGUGCCCUACGUCACCGACGUUGUUGUCACCGGCCCUGGCCAGACCGUGGAUGUUCUCCUCACAGCCGACCAGGAAGCGGGGUCUUAUUACAUGGCCGCAAAUGCAUAUGUUAGUGCUGCUGGUGUACGGUUUGAUAACACAACCACAAGAGGAAUUAUUGUUUACGAAGGUGCACCAACACCUGCAACUCCCAUAAUGCCUCGAGUGCCUGCCUUCAACGACACCCCUACUGCCCAUAAGUUUUUCACCAACAUUACUGGCUUGGCUGGGGGGCCUCACUGGGUUCCAGUCCCACGGCAGAUCGAUGAGCGCAUGUUUGUGACAUUUGGGCUGGGGAUCUCCAUUUGCCCAACCUGUCUAAAUGGGACGCGACUCUCUGCCAGCAUGAACAAUCACUCUUUUGUUCGUCCAGCAAGUUUGUCCCUUUUGCAAGCCUUCUUUUUCAAUGUGAGCGGAAUCUACACUCCUGAUUUUCCUGACACUCCUCCAAUCAAAUUCGACUACACUAAUGCCAGCAUCAACGUCCUAAAUCCAUCCCUCUUAAUUACACCACAAUCAACAAGCGUGAAGGUGUUGAAGUAUAAUGCUACAGUGGAAAUGGUGCUUCAGAACACAGCCAUUCUCGGUGUGGAAAAUCAUCCCAUGCAUCUACACGGUUUCAAUUUCCAUGUGUUGGCUCAAGGGUUUGGAAAUUAUGAUCCCAUAAAAGACUCUAAGAAGUUCAAUCUCGUAAAUCCACAAUCGCGUAACACUAUUGGGGUGCCAGUGGGAGGAUGGGCAGUCAUAAGAUUCAUAGCCAAUAAUCCAGGAGUAUGGUUCAUGCACUGUCAUCUGGAUGUGCACUUGCCCUGGGGAUUAGCCACAGCUUUCGUGGUUGAGAAUGGACCGACGAAAGAGUCUACUUUGCCACCACCUCCAGCUGAUCUGCCUCACUGUUAG